Guyanagaster necrorhizus is the source of this 694-nucleotide messenger RNA. RefSeq lists its product as uncharacterized. Gene Ontology annotation, biological process: carbohydrate metabolic process. Bases 54 to 653 code for a protein of 199 amino acids. The transcript has 6 exons. The record is from RefSeq and is a predicted model, not a curated record. Lineage: Eukaryota; Fungi; Basidiomycota; Agaricomycetes; Agaricales; Physalacriaceae.
UCGAGAUUGGGACAAGAUGUCUCACUACUCUCAUCACUAUGCUACGCACCGCGAUGACUAAUGUUACAGAAAUAACAUUCUUAAACGGACCAGGUUGCCUGUCGCAGGGUAUCAUUUUUUCCAGUUUUACAGAAGGAGCCGGUGGAUUGUUUUGGAGCUCGGCAAGGGACUACAAAAAUGUCAUCACCAACGAGCUUUACCUGGCCACUUCCGGUUACCUCUAUGACGUGACCCAAGAUACCCAAUACUUGACGAACCUCAAGAACACAUGGGAAUGGUUCAACGCUUCGGCCAUGCGAGGCAGUAACGGACUGUAUAACGACGGUCUCACCAAAGACGGGCUAUGCGCCAAUAACGGUCAGACCCAAUGGACCUACAACCAAGGCGUCGUCCUCGCCGGUUUAGGUUUCCUUUACAAAUAUACCCAGGACGAAAGCGCCACUACCACGGCAUGGUCCAUCAUGGAGCUUCCCAAACUCGAGGUUCUGUACUUCGAUGGUUCAAUCGAUCGGAAUUAUUGCGAGUCGGAACAAGUGCUGGAGUUCGUCCAAAGCCGUUAUGGGAAUGGAAAGGGACCGUUGAAAUCCCUGCACAUCGAUUGCGAGGCUAUAUAUCCGGAGGAAGAAGAGUUGCUCUUCUACGAUGAAGUUUGAUGGUUUUAUUUGGACGAGUUGAAAGUCUUCGUCGAUGACGG